Molecule: messenger RNA, 636 nt
Organism: Drosophila guanche
Lineage: Eukaryota; Metazoa; Arthropoda; Insecta; Diptera; Drosophilidae
Product: thioredoxin-related transmembrane protein 1-like
Exons: 1
Coding region: 1-636 (211 amino acids)
Source: RefSeq, a predicted model, not a curated record
AUGAACAUUUACGCGCUGUCCUUGGCGGCAGCCCUGAGCCUCUUUCUGGGCUACGGCCCGUCGCAGUGUCCGGGCACAGGCGGCGGCCAUCGCCAUGUGAUCCACCUGGACGAGGGCUGCUGGGAGCAGCUGCUGCAGGACGAGUGGAUGGUGGGCUUCUGCAUGCCCAUGGUGGAGAACUGCAGCAGGUUCGAGCGGGUGUGGAGCAGCUUUGCCACGGCCAUGCAAUGGCAGCAGCCAGGCCUGGCUGUGGCCCGCAUGCAGAUGGAGUAUUCCGGCACGCUUGUGGCACGCUUCUCGCUGCAGCGUCUGCCCAGCAUUCUGCACGUGCGCAACGGCACCUUCCGGCCACUGCCCGUGGCAUACACCCUCGACGAGUUGCUGCAACUGGCCCAGGGCGAGUGGCGCCAGGCGCAGCCACUGCCCAUUUGGCGUCAUCCCAAUGGCCGGGUCGUAGGCGCCAAAGUGCUCUACCUGCGAGCGGUCAAUGGGGUCUACGGCACAAAGUACUUGGGCGGCGACUACAAGCGGGCCACGUUCCUCGUGGGCCUGGGCAGCUUUCUGCUCUUCUCCACAAGCCUCACGGUGGCCAGCAGUCUGUACGCUCUGGCCAGGGACAAGUUGAUGGCAAAAUAA